GGACCUGCGGAGCUCGGGCGAGAGGAGGAAAGAGAUGCAAAGGAGGGGAGAUUUCUCGCCUGCCGCUCGCGCUGGGGCUCGAUGUGAAUAUAUAUUAUGUCUGCCUGUUCUCCCCUCGUCGGUGGCUAAGGUCAGCCGCUUGGAACAGUCCCGGGAGGAGGGGGGCAGAAAGGGGAAAAGGGGAGGGGGGGGUCCGGCGUGUCACGUGACCCCCAGGGGUGCCAAUGUCCGGUUGUGAGGGUAGCAGGCCUUCGCAAGUUGCCACCCACUGCCAGCGAUGCAGAAAGCCACCUACUACGACAACGCCGCGGCUGCACUCUUCGGAGGCUACUCGUACCCAGGCAGCAAUGGCUUCGGUUACGACGGCCCCCCUCAGCCCCCCUUUCAGGCCGCCACGCACCUGGAGGGUGACUACCAGCGUUCAGCCUGCUCGCUGCAGUCCCUGGGCAACGCCACCCCACAUGCCAAGAGCAAGGAGCUCAAUGGCAGCUGCAUGAGGCCCGGUCUGGCCCCUGAGCCCCUGCCCGCUCCGCCAGGUUCACCCCCGGCCAGCGCCGCACCUACCAGUACCACUAGCAACAGCAAUAACGGGGGCGGUCCCAGCAAAAGCGGCCCCUCCAAAUGCGGUCCCGGCUCCAACUCCACCCUCACCAAACAGAUAUUCCCCUGGAUGAAAGAGUCGAGGCAAACGUCCAAGCUGAAAAACAGCUCCCCCGGCACAGCAGAAGGCUGUGGCGGCGGCGGCGGCGGCGGAGGAGGAGGCGGCGGCGGCGGCGGGGCUGGCGGGGGCGGCGGCGGCGGCGGGGGCGGCGGCGGCGGCGGGGGAGGAGGGGACAAGAGCCCCCCGGGAUCGGCGGCGUCCAAGCGCGCGCGCACGGCGUACACCAGCGCGCAGCUGGUGGAGCUGGAGAAGGAGUUCCACUUCAACCGCUACCUGUGCCGGCCGCGCCGCGUGGAGAUGGCCAACCUGCUCAACCUCAGCGAGCGGCAGAUCAAGAUCUGGUUCCAGAACCGGCGCAUGAAGUACAAGAAAGACCAGAAGGCCAAAGGCCUGGCUUCGUCGUCCGGGGGUCCCUCUCCCGCCGGCAGCCCCCCGCAGCCCAUGCAGUCCACCGCCGGCUUCCUGAACGCCUUACACUCCAUGACCCCCAGCUACGAGAGCCCGUCCCCGCCCGCCUUCGGCAAAGCCCACCAGAAUGCCUACGCGCUGCCCUCCAACUACCAACCCCCCCUCAAGGGCUGCGGCGCCCCGCAGAAAUAUCCCCCCGCUCCGGCGGCGUCAGAUUACGAGCCCCACGUCCUGCAAGCCAACGGGGGCGCCUACGGGACGCCCACCAUGCAGGGCAGCCCCGUGUACGUGGGAGGGGGCGGCUACGCGGAUCCGCUGCCGCCCCCUGCCGGCCCCUCCCUCUACGGCCUCAACCACCUGUCCCACCACCCUUCGGGGAACCUGGACUACAACGGGGCGCCCUCCAUGGCCCCCAGCCAGCAUCACGGACCCUGCGAGCCCCACCCCACCUACACAGACCUCUCCUCUCACCACGCGCCUCCUCCUCAGGGUAGAAUCCAAGAAGCGCCCAAAUUAACACACCUGUGAUGGGGGAGGGGGGAGGUCAAGGUCGUGGGAGGCCCGCCAGGAGAUCCCCCAGGGAGGUGGGGGUGGGUGCAGAGAGAGUUGCGGGAGGUGGUCUCCAGGCUUGCAGGUG
This is a messenger RNA of Perognathus longimembris pacificus (Pacific pocket mouse), 1706 nucleotides long. RefSeq names its product homeobox B3 (gene Hoxb3). Lineage: Eukaryota; Metazoa; Chordata; Mammalia; Rodentia; Heteromyidae. The transcript has 4 exons. Gene Ontology annotation, biological process: regulation of transcription by RNA polymerase II. Gene Ontology annotation, molecular function: RNA polymerase II cis-regulatory region sequence-specific DNA binding; DNA-binding transcription factor activity, RNA polymerase II-specific. Bases 278 to 1597 code for a protein of 439 amino acids. The record is from RefSeq and is a predicted model, not a curated record. Gene Ontology annotation, cellular component: nucleus.